AUGGGAAGCGGCGGCGGGAGGAAGGGGGCGGCGAGGCAGUACAACAGGUCCAAGGAGCCGCGGUUGAGAUGGACCGCCGAGCUCCACCGCAGCUUCGUCCGAGCCAUCGACUGCCUCGGCGGCCAGCACAAAGCAACUCCUAAGUUCAUUCUUCAGCUCAUGGAUGUCAGAGGGCUUACCAUAUCUCAUGUCAAAAGCCACCUACAGAUGUACAGAGGCACACGGCAUGGCAUUGGACAAAAAGAUAUGCAGCCACAGCCUCAUCUGAAGAAGCACUCAUUCUGCAGUGAUGAGCAAAGCCCCAAGGAAUUCAUGUUGUGCCCACCCAUAAAAAGGGCAAAGGUAGGGACAGAAGGUUCAGGCAAACACAGAUGCAUGCAAGGGAGCAGUGACACGAGGAGUGCUCCUCCUGCAGGCACCCGGCACUUCAUCGAUGAUUGUAUGCAGCUGCGAGAAGUGUCCAUGGAUAGGAGAUCAGCACACGAUGCUGCAGCUGCCGUUCGUGCUCCUGCUGCUGCUUCAAACCUUCAGGCACUGGGAUUUUGGGUGCAGGGAGCAAGCGAGGAGCCCUUUAUGGUACACCAGAUUAGUAAACCCAAAGCACAUCAACUGAACCAUAUGGUCAGGAAGCUAUCUUGCAAGGAGAACCACGAGGAUAGGUUAUUCACGGUGAGCAGUGCGGCUAGAGAUGAACCAACCAAGAAAUGCGCAUCGCCGCUGUCGCUAGCCAUCGGCCAGAAAGCUGCAAAUGCUAUCUCCUCCUGGCCCAGUGAGGGCAGCUGCGUUAUCUCGCCAUCACCGAGGAGCUUCAGUGACUGCUCUGGGCCACCAGGGUGCAGCUUUGUUGGCCAGAGAGUUAACCUGGAACUUUCACUGUCAAUAUGUGGAUCAUAAUUCAGAUUAUUUGUGGUGAUUCUAGUUGAUCGAUCUCUCUCUGUGAUGCUGUUACUAUUUUUUGAUUCUGCUGAUCUCUUUGCCUGUGGAACACCCUCGAAGCUGCUGCAAAUAAACUAUUAUGUAUGACCAAUUAUAUCGUCAUCACAAGUUACCGGUA
Oryza brachyantha (malo sina) is the source of this 1054-nucleotide messenger RNA. RefSeq names its product myb family transcription factor MOF1-like. Gene Ontology annotation, molecular function: DNA binding; DNA-binding transcription factor activity. The coding region runs from base 1 to 894 and encodes 297 amino acids. The transcript has 6 exons. Lineage: Eukaryota; Viridiplantae; Streptophyta; Magnoliopsida; Poales; Poaceae. The record is from RefSeq and is a predicted model, not a curated record.